AUGCCUACUCAAGAGGCACGCGAAACCAUCCAGGAUGAACUUCACAUCGAAGUCCUCCCUGGAACGGAGAUCAUGACAGACGUUGGCAAAGAACACUACGUCCGAGCCAAAGAGUCCGAUCAAGUCCUCGUCCCCCAACCAUCUCAGGAUCCUCACGAUCCCCUCAACUGGUCGCCCUUUUGGAAGUUCUCUGCCAUCUUUUGCGUUUCGACCAUGACGUUCACGCAGGGUUUUGCGCCGCUUGCUCUUGCGCCUAUGUUUCCGGAUUUGAUUCGUGCUUAUAAUAGUACCCUUGAGGAUGUCAUUCAGUUCACGGGUGUUACUAUCUUGAUCUUGGGAUUUAGUAACUUUUUCUGGGCACCCAUCUCUACCUCUUUCGGCCGUCGACCUGUCUAUAUCGCUUCGCAGGUGAUCUGCCUCGCAUGCCACAUCAUUCGCGCUAAGGCAUCCACCUACGGGAUCUUCAUGGGAGCCUGUGUUCUGAACGGAAUAGGAGCCGGACCCUCAGAGAUUCUCCAACCCGCCGUCAUCGCCGAUAUCUUCUUCCUCCACGAUCGCGGAACAUGGAACGCAUUAUACUGGGUUGUGUAUAUGGGCUCACUGAUGAUCGCCCCAAUCAUCGCUGGGCCCAUGGCAGAUCGCACGGGAUGGCAGAACUUCUGGUGGCUCAACGUCGCUGUCACUGCACUGUCUAUCGUGCUUGGCAUCUUUGGCUUUCCUGAGACGAAGUGGACACGUAUCGACUCGAUUGAGGCUGAGCGUGGAGUUAAUGAGAUUGUUGAUACAACUCAAGACAAGCCUUCGCACUCCCAUGCCGAUGCUGAGAAGACUGUUGGUACACCCCAAGCCCAGGGUGAGCCAGCCGCGGACGCGCAUUUGGGCAAAGGAACUCCCUCAAAGUUACAGUGGCGCUUGUUCCAGCCCAACUCAGCACCUCUUCAGAACAUCCUUCUCGAUAUCUGGACCCCAUGGAGACUCUUUGUCUAUCCCAUUGUACUCUUUGCUUCCUUCGUGGUCAGCUGGAGUUGCAGUAACUUCCUGAUUCUGAACCUCACGCAAUCGCAAGUAUUUGCAGCUCCGCCAUACAACAUGAGCUCCCAGUCCAUCGGCUUCCUCAAUUUCUCCAUCCUCGUCGGUGCUUUGAUCGGACUCGUCACGGCUGGACCCUUCAGCGAUUGGGUCUCUGCAAAAGCAACCACGAGAAAUGGUGGUAUUCGAGAACCGGAAAUGCGACUCCCUGCAAUGAUUCCCUAUAUCAUCAUCAUGAUCUUCGGUAAUGUGAUCACCUCGAUCGGAUACGAAAGGCACUGGCCAUGGCCCGUCAUUGCCGUCCUCGGCUACUCAUCUGCUGGCAUUCAGGUCGCUGCCCUCCCAAGUAUCGCAAGUACCUAUGCAGUAGAUUGCUAUAAGCCAGUCACCGGGUCACUUUUUGUUGCUAUUACUGUUAACAAGAGUCUUUGGGGAUAUGGUAUGGGCAAAUUCGUCACACCAUGGACUAUCAAGUCAGGAUUUAUCCCUGUUUUCAUGACCAACAUGGGCCUUACAGUCCUGUGGUGCGGCUUGGGUGCGGUAUUCUACUUCUAUGGCAAGACCUUCAGAAGGUGGACCAAAGACAGCAAUGUUCACGGGUUUUAG
Fusarium fujikuroi IMI 58289 is the source of this 1635-nucleotide messenger RNA. RefSeq names its product related to HOL1, putative substrate-H+ antiporter. Gene Ontology annotation, molecular function: transmembrane transporter activity. NCBI's taxonomy places the organism in Eukaryota, Fungi, Ascomycota, Sordariomycetes, Hypocreales, Nectriaceae. The transcript has 6 exons. Gene Ontology annotation, biological process: transmembrane transport. The record is from RefSeq and is a predicted model, not a curated record. The coding region runs from base 1 to 1635 and encodes 544 amino acids.